Molecule: messenger RNA, 915 nt
Organism: Gorilla gorilla gorilla (western lowland gorilla)
Lineage: Eukaryota; Metazoa; Chordata; Mammalia; Primates; Hominidae
Product: transcription factor BTF3 homolog 4-like
Exons: 3
Coding region: 1-915 (304 amino acids)
Source: RefSeq, a predicted model, not a curated record
AUGACUUCGAAAUUGGAUAUGAGCAGAUGGGAAAAUAGGAAAGGCCAAGUUAGUGACAUCAUCAUACACUCAAGCCAGAAAUCUCUCCAACUUUUUCAUGCUACUCAUUCAAGCAACCAGACAUCAGGUUCCACUACUAUCUUCUUCAGGAAAGCUUUCCAGAUCAAAGCGGAAGCCCAACUCUCUUCUGCUGUGUUUCAACAGGGACUGCUUAUGUCCAGAUCAUCCCAGAGGAUUCCUGUGAAUGAAAAGAUUAAGAGGGGGCAUAUCGGGCAGCCAUCUUGCUCUUGCCGCGUGCUGGUGUUGGAGGACCCUCCCUGCUUCAGAUUUACCAACAGCACGAAUCAAGAAAAGUUAGCCAAACUUCAGGCUCAGGUCCGGAUAGGGGGCAAGGGUACAGCUCGCAGAAAGAAGGUGGUACAUAAAACAGCCAAGGCUGAUGACAAAAAGCUUCAGAGUUCUCUAAAAAAACUGGCUGUGAAUAAUAUAGUUGGUAUUGAAGAGGUGAACAUGAUUAAAGAUGAUGGGACAGUUAUUCACUUCAACAAUCCCAAAGUCCAAGCUUCCCUUUCUGCUAACACCUUUGCAAUUACCAGUCAUGCAGAAGCCAAACCAAUCACAGAAAUGCUACCUGGAAUAUUAAGUCAGCUUGGUGCUGACAGUUUAACAAGCCUUAGGAAGUUAGCUGAACAGUUCCCACGGCAAGUCUUGGACAGUAAAGCAGCAAAACCAGAAGACACUGAUGAGGAGGAUGAUGAUGUUCCCGAUCUUGUAGAAAAUUUUGAUGAGGCAUCAAAGAAUGAAGCUGGCAUGGUUUUUGGAAGCUGGCAUGGACUAGGUUUAACAAAUCGGCUAUGUGGUUCCAAAGUUUUACAGACACAGAGAACAUCACCUGUUACCAGUUCACUAAUAUAA